Drosophila innubila is the source of this 3116-nucleotide messenger RNA. Its product is annotated as long-chain-fatty-acid--CoA ligase 5. NCBI's taxonomy places the organism in Eukaryota, Metazoa, Arthropoda, Insecta, Diptera, Drosophilidae. The coding region runs from base 383 to 2497 and encodes 704 amino acids. Gene Ontology annotation, molecular function: long-chain fatty acid-CoA ligase activity. Gene Ontology annotation, biological process: long-chain fatty acid metabolic process. The transcript has 8 exons. The record is from RefSeq and is a predicted model, not a curated record. Gene Ontology annotation, cellular component: endoplasmic reticulum; membrane.
UCGCUCGAAACGUUUAGAAGCAUUUUCAGUUUGUAUUCUCUGGUUUCUGGUUCUGCAUUGCACCGCGUCCCCCGUCGUCUAGUCUAAAUACGGCCGCCGGGUCGGUGUUAAACGUUAAUUUCAUUGAUUUUCCCCACAUUUAUUUAUGGAAUUUAUUGGUUUUAAAGUGAUUAAUCAAAACGAAAACAUGAAUUGUGCCACACAUUCGAAAAUGUACUUCUGAUAAACAACCUGAGAGUUUCAUCCGUGGCAAAGUUUUGUGGGCAAUCAUUAAGCUAAACACGUAACGUUCACUCAGGUAUCUAAGAACAACAAAUACAAUUACAAAACAUACAGCAACAAACAGUAAACAGCAACUACAACAACAACAACAACUACAACAAUGACGCCAGAAAAAUCGGUUUUAGCAUAUAUCAAUCAUUUGAUAGUCAGCAAUUUUUCAUACUUCUGGGACGAAAUCGAUGGGUAUCUCAAUUACUUUGGUGGAACGAUAGGUGCACUGACCUUGACCAGCGUGGCGGCCAGUAUUGCCUACUACUUUGUAACGCGACCAAUACCGGAAAAACCAUUAGUGCCUCUGGAAAAUCAAUCCCCAAUGCUGGAGGGUCCAGAACAAAUACACGUCUCUAAAUUCUACAAGGAGUCGAAGAAUGGUAAAUUUGUAUCCUACAUCACAGAGAAUGUACGGACGCUGUACCAAACGUUCCGCGAAGGUGCCUAUGCAUCCAACAAUGGUCCCUGCCUGGGUUGGCGAGAGACCCUAACGUCGCCUUAUCAGUGGAUCAACUAUGAUGAGGCGCUAUUGCGUGCCAAGAAUUUUGGAGCGGGGAUGUUGGCACUUGGUGCGCGACCCAAACAGUUGAUUGGCAUAUACUCGCAGAAUCGGCCCGAAUGGAUAUUGUACGAGCAGGCAUGUUACUCCUUCUCCCUCGUGGUGGUGCCCCUGUACGAUACUCUGGGUCCAGAUGCCUGUGCUUUUAUCAUACGCCAGACGGAGAUGGCCAUCAUUAUCGUGGAGGACGAUGUCAAGGCAGCAAUGCUGCUGGAGAAGGCACCGCGUAGCCUGAAGAUCAUAGUGUCCAUCAAGCCCAUACGCCAGACGACUCUGGAGCGGGCGCGCAGUCGUGGUGUCCAGAUCUUCUCGUUCAUCGAUGUGGAGAAACUGGGAGCCAAGGGCAAUCAUCCAGAGGUGCCACCCGCAUCGGAGGAUCUGUGCACAGUGUGCUAUACGUCGGGCACCACCGGCAACCCAAAGGGCGUAAUGCUCACACACGGCAAUGUGGUGGCCGGAGUCUGUGCCGUCAUCCUACAAAUGGGCGAUCAUCGCAUCCGGGCCGGAGAUGUGAUGGUCUCCUUUCUGCCGCUGGCGCACAUGUUCGAGCGUUGCUGUGAGAAUGGCAUGUACUAUGUGGGCGGAUGCGUGGGAUUCUACUCCGGAGACAUUAAGGAGCUCACUAACGAUCUAAAGAUGCUAAAGCCGACGGUGAUGCCGGCGGUGCCUCGUCUCCUGAAUCGUGUCUACGACAAGAUACAGAAUGAUAUAUCCGCCUCGGGGCUGAAGCGUGCUCUGUUCAACAUGGCUCUCAAGGCCAAGGAGAAGGAGAUUGCCCGUGGAGUGCUGCGUCGCAACGGAUGCUGGGACAAACUGGUCUUCAAGAAGGUUCACCAGGCAUUCGGCGGCAAUCUUCGGCUCAUGGUCGUCGGCUCAGCGCCUCUGGCUGGCAAUGUCUUGACCUUUAUGCGAUGUGCCCUCGGCUGUCUGGUGCUAGAGGGAUACGGACAGACGGAAUGCACCGGUGCCAUAACGCUGACAGUUCAGGGUGAUCAUGUCCCCAAUCAUGUCGGUCCUCCUGUCUCCUGCAACGCCGUCAAGCUGGUCGAUGUCCCCGAAAUGGAAUACUUUGCCAAUCAGAACACUGGUGAAGUUUGUGUCCGCGGCUCCAAUGUGUUUCAUGGUUACUAUAAAGACCAAGAGAAGACGGCGGAAGCCAUCGAUUCCGAGGGUUGGCAUCAUACGGGCGAUGUCGGCAUGUGGUUGCCCAAUGGAACACUGAGGAUCAUCGAUCGUCGCAAGCAUAUCUUCAAGCUCAGUCAGGGAGAGUACAUAGUGCCGGAGAAGAUUGAGAAUAUCUACACGCUGAGUCAAUAUGUCAAUCAAGUUUAUGUCUACGGCGAGAGCUUAAAGAGUUGUAUUAUCGCUGUGGUUGUACCUGAUAUGGAUGUACUAAAGCAAUGGGCCACGGAGAACAAUGUUCGGGGCACCCUGUCCGUCCUGUGCAAUAAUAAGAAUGUGAAGGAACUGAUCAUGAACGACAUGCUCAAUUGGGGCAAACAGAGUGGACUGAAGUCAUUCGAACAGGUUAAAGAUGUGUAUUUGCAUCCCGAUCCCUUCUCGGUACAAAAUGGACUCCUGACGCCCACAUUCAAGGUUAAGAGGCCGCAAUUAAAGAGCUACUUCAAGCCACAACUGGAAGAUAUGUAUAAACAUUUGGAUUAAUGAAUUAAACCAUAGAACACCAAGAACAACAACGAACAAAUUAAAAAGCAUUCAAAAUGAAUAACAGAAUAACUUUAUAUGUAUCUUAACGGAUCAUAAAAAAGACUACCAUACAAUACAAUACACAAUACAAUACAAUAUUUUGAAUACCAAGAAAAGAAUACAAAAGAAAUGAUAAGAAGAGCAAAUAAGAGAAAAAUGCUAACAAUAUUUGUGAUAAUAUUGUUGUAGAUCUUUAAUGAACAGCAGUCUAAUUUUUUAUAGUUCCGUCAAUUCUUAGCAAGUAAGCAGCGCAAGAUAUAAUACAAUAUACAAUACAUAUACAUAAAACCAUAUACGUAUGUACUAUAGAGAUGAAGGUACAGAUUCUUAACUGACAAACGACUUUUGGCAGAAGCAUUUUUCAAUAUAAUUUAAUUGAGGACUAGCAGCACUUUAUCAAAAAUAACACAUUAACUAAUAUGUUAACUAUUUCUUAACAUCUGACCCAAUGGUUUAGUUGAAGGGAGAAAAUGUUUCAAUUUUAGCAAAAAUUGCGUAGUCUGAACGAAAACAUAUACAUACAUGAUUAACAUAUUGAGAACGAGAAUAUUAAAAGAUUAAAAUAAAACAAAAAAAA